AUGUUGAUCCCAUGCUUGGAACUAGAUGUUUCAUGGAUUAAAACAAUUCCUUUAGUAAUAGAUUUUUUUUUGCUUAUUUUCCAGGACCCUGCAGGGAUCUUUGAAUUGGUGGAACUUGUUGGAAAUGGAACCUAUGGCCAAGUCUAUAAGGGUCGCCAUGUUAAAACCGGGCAGCUCGCUGCUAUUAAAGUCAUGGACGUCACUGGGCUGGUGAUGGAAUUCUGCGGUGCGGGCUCUGUCACGGAUCUGAUCAAGAAUACAAAAGGCAACACGUUGAAGGAGGAGUGGAUCGCGUACAUCUGCCGGGAGAUCUUACGGGGCCUGAGUCACCUGCACCAACACAAAGUGAUUCACCGUGAUAUCAAAGGGCAGAAUGUCUUGCUGACGGAGAACGCCGAAGUAAAACUAGUGGAUUUUGGUGUCAGUGCCCAGUUAGACCGAACAGUGGGCCGAAGAAAUACAUUCAUUGGCACACCCUACUGGAUGGCUCCAGAAGUUAUUGCCUGUGAUGAGAAUCCUGAUGCUACCUAUGAUUUCAAGAGUGACUUGUGGUCCUUGGGAAUCACAGCCAUUGAAAUGGCAGAAGGUGCCCCCCCAAGAGAGGCAGAGACAGAGACUUAUGGAGACAGUGAUGGAAACACUGACAAGCACGGAUGGGCAAAAACCAAUGGAGACAAAAAGAGAGAUUUAUGGAGAGAGUGCUCCAAACCUAGACAGACACUGUCCAGAGUAAUGGUGACAGUUGUAAGAGUCAUAGACGAGACAAGUGAUAGAGACACCGAGAGUGAUGGAGGCAGGGACAGAAACACCUCUAGACACAAGAGGGCCCAGUGGUCUAAAAAAUUCCAGUCUUUCAUCGAGAGUUGCUUAGUGAAGAACCACAGUCAAAGACCUACCACAGAACAGCUCAUGAAGCAUCCCUUUAUAAGAGACCAACCUAACGAACGCCAGGUCCGAAUUCAGCUCAAGGAUCACAUCGACAGGACAAAGAAGAAGCGAGGAGAGAAAGAGAAGAAGAAGGAGGAGGAGGAGGAGGAGGAGGAGGGGGAGGAGGAGGAGGAAGGGGAGGAGGAGGAGGGGGAGGACAGUUCCAUCCUGAACCUGCCCGGUGAAUCCACCCUGAGACGGGACUUCUUGCGCCUUCAGCUGGCCAACAAGGAGCGCUCCGAGGCCCUCCGGCGCCAGCAGCUGGAACAGCAGCAAAGGGAGAAUGAGGAGCACAAACGCCAGCUACUGGCGGAGCGUCAGAAGCGAAUCGAGGAGCAGAAGGAACAGCGCCGCAGGCUGGAGGAGCAGCAAAGGAGAGAAAAGGAACUGAGGAAGCAGCAGGAGAGAGAGCAGCGGAGACACUACGAGGAACAGAUCCGCCGCGAGGAAGAAAGGAGACGAGCAGAACACGAGCAGGAAUACAUCAGGCGACAGCUAGAGGAAGAGCAGAGGCAGUUAGAAAUCUUGCAGCAGCAGUUACUGCAGGAGCAAGCCUUACUUCUGGAGUAUAAACGCAAACAGCUGGAAGAACAGAGACAGGCUGAGCGGCUGCAAAGGCAGCUCCAGCAGGAAAGGGACUAUUUGGUCUCUCUUCAACAGCAGCAGCAGCAACAGCGCCAGGACCAGAGACCAGGGGAAAAGAAGCCACUGUACCAUUACAAGGAAGGGAUGAACCCUAGUGAGAAGCCAGCCUGGGCCAAGGAGGUGGAAGAACGUUCUAGGCUCAACCGGCAGAGCUCCCCUGCCAUGCCACACAAGGUUGCAAACCGGAUAUCUGACCCCAAUCUGCCUCCUCGAUCUGAGUCUUUUAGUAUUAGUGGGGUACAGCCUGCCCGGACACCGCCCAUGCUUAGACCAGUGGAUGCCCAGAUUCCACAUCUGGUAACGGUGAAAUCCCAAGGACCCUCCCUCUCUGCCUCUCAGUCAGUGCAUGAACAGCCCACAAAGGGAAUAGCUGGGUUCCAGGAGGCUCUGACGGUGACGUCUCACCGUGCUGAGAUGCCACGGCAGAACUCGGAUCCCACCUCUGAAAACCCUCCUCUCCCCCCUCGCAUUGAAAAGUUUGACCGAAGCUCUUGGUUACGGCAGGAGGAAGACAUUCCACCAAAGCCCAAUCAGUCCCCAGUGAGAGCCCAACUCAGCCAUUUAAGCCCAGAAAUUGACUUUGGGGCCUUCAAUUUCCAUUUUGACUCUGGCAACCCUGACCUACGGAGAACUGAGCCCAUCCUGGAGAGUCCCUUGCAGAGGACCAGCAGUGGGAGCUCCUCUAGCUCCAGCACCCCAAGUUCCCAGCCUAGUUCCCAGGGAGGUUCCCAGCCAGGAUCUCAAGCUGGUUCUAGUGAACGGAACAGAGUUCGAGCUAACACAAAAUCUGAAGGAUCACCUGUGCUUCCCCACGAGCCUCCCAAGGUGAAGCCAGAAGAAUCCAGAGACAUCACCCGGCCUGGACGACCAGCCAGCUAUAAGAAAGCUAUAGAUGAGGACCUGACCGCACUAGCCAAAGAAUUAAGGGAACUCCGAAUUGAAGAAACCAACCGGCCCCUGAAGAAGGUGACUGAUUAUUCUUCUUCCAGUGAGGAGUCAGAAAGCAGCGAAGAGGAGGAAGAAGAUGGAGAGAGCGAGACACAUGAUGGGACAGUGCCUGUCAGUGACAUCCCCAGGCUCAUACCCACAGGAGCUCCAGCGAGUAAUGAGCAGUACAAUAUGGCGAUGGUGGGGACCCAUGGCCUGGAGACCUCUCACGCAGACACAUUUAGCAGCAUUUCAAGAGAAGGAACCUUAAUGAUAAGAGAGUCAUCCGGAGAGAAAAAACGUUCUGGGCACACGGACAGCAAUGGCUUUGCUGGUCACAUCAAUCUCCCUGACCUUGUACAGCAAAGUCAUUCUCCAGCGGGGACACCGACAGAGGCCCUUGGGCGCGUUUCCACUCAUCAACAGGAUGUGGAUUCUGUGACUGAAUACGGCAUGGGGAGCAGCACCAAAGCCUCCUUCACCCCGUUUGUUGAUCCCAGAGUGUACCAGACGUCUCCAACUGAUGACGAUGAGGAUGACGAUGAGGAAUCUUCAGCCACAGCCCAAGGGUAUCCGGGGACACUAGAAAAGGCUGGUCCUCAGGGAUUUCUGGACUUAAAGGAAGUGCCAUACAUUUCCCAAGAGCGAUUUCUAGCUCUUUUUACCAGUGAGCUACUAAGGCAAGAACAAGCCAAACUCAACGAAGCCAGGAAGAUUUCAGUGGUCAAUGUGAACCCAACGAACAUUCGGCCUCACAGUGAUACACCUGAGAUUCGGAAAUACAAGAAACGCUUCAAUUCGGAAAUCCUUUGUGCUGCUCUGUGGGGUGUGAACCUCCUAGUGGGAACGGAAAAUGGACUGAUGCUCUUGGACCGAAGUGGGCAAGGGAAGGUCUACAGCUUGAUCAACAGAAGGCGAUUUCAGCAGAUGGACGUCUUGGAGGGUCUUAACGUCCUCGUGACAAUAUCAGGAAAGAAAAAUAAGCUUCGAGUUUAUUAUCUGUCUUGGUUAAGAAAUCGAAUCCUACACAACGAUCCUGAAGUUGAAAAGAAACAAGGUUGGAUCACCGUUGGGGACCUGGAAGGCUGUAUACAUUACAAAGUCGUGAAAUAUGAACGAAUCAAAUUCUUGGUGAUUGCCUUGAAGAAUGCCGUGGAGAUAUAUGCAUGGGCUCCUAAGCCAUACCACAAAUUCAUGGCAUUUAAGUCUUUUGCAGAUCUCCAGCACAAGCCCUUACUUGUUGACCUUACAGUAGAAGAGGGCCAAAGGCUAAAGGUUAUUUUUGGAUCACACACUGGUUUCCACGUGAUUGAUGUAGAUUCAGGAAACUCGUAUGAUAUCUACAUCCCAUCCCAUAUUCAGGGUAAUAUCACUCCUCACGCUAUUGUCAUCUUGCCUAAAACGGAUGGAAUGGAAAUGCUCGUUUGCUAUGAGGAUGAGGGGGUGUAUGUCAAUACCUAUGGCCGGAUCACAAAAGAUGUGGUGCUCCAGUGGGGAGAAAUGCCCACCUCUGUGGCCUACAUUCAUUCCAAUCAAAUAAUGGGCUGGGGAGAGAAAGCUAUUGAGAUCCGUUCAGUGGAAACAGGACAUUUGGAUGGAGUAUUUAUGCAUAAGCGAGCUCAAAGGUUAAAGUUUCUAUGUGAAAGAAAUGAUAAGGUAUUUUUUGCAUCCGUGCGAUCUGGAGGAAGUAGCCAAGUGUUUUUCAUGACCCUCAACAGAAAUUCCAUGAUGAACUGGUAGCAGAUGAACAUUUACUUGGCUCUUGUCUUGUUGGCGUUCUUUCUAUUUUAAAAGAACAUGACACGUGUGGACUUACGCCAGUCUAGAGGCAGAUACAGAAGGCUUGGUUGAACACACUGAUUUCCCCUUCCUCCACUCCCUCCUGUCCCCCACUCCUCACACCCUGUUGUCCCACCAAAAUACAGUCCAUCCUUCAUUGUUGCAGCCUGUUUGAGAAAGAGAGAGACAAGAGGCAAGAAUUUCUCAGAGAGCCCCAAGAAUGCCACACUGUCUCUGAACAGAGACGGACCCGGAGCUCUUCGGCACUAGGGAUAUAAACAUUUUGUGAUCUUCUAUUCUGCUGUGUUACAGUGGGUUAUGACUUUUUGCUUUAAAAACAAACAAACAAACAAUUCUCGGUCCCUUACUUUAUAUGAAUGGGGAAGGAAAUGGUGUUGAGGAAAGGAAUCUUCUUUGGAUUCUCUCUGCCUGCUAGCAUUAAGUAUGCCGAAUGUUGUAAAAUUACCACUUUUGAAUGGUGAGAGACAGCACAAUAAAUGUACCUUAUCUCUCUCCUCUGAAGGCCAUAACUGUAUAGCUGGGUAAUUUUAGCAAUCUUUUGCCUUCACCAACCUAAAGGUUGCUUUUUGACAGCAACUAGUUAACGAAUUUUUAAAAGAGAAGAAAAAUCCUAGUUUUCCCCUCUUUUGGGAAAUAGAUUUUAAAUGGCUAAACUACUAGCCUUAGACUAAUAAAUCAACUACCAUUUUUGUCAGUCUGUCAGUCCCUAUUCUAAUAUGGACCUUCCACAAUGGUGCGUGUUGAUGGGGUACUAAUGCCAAAUGGUUGAGUUGGCUCUGGAGAUGGAGGGAAUCUUUAGCACAUCUUUCCCAAAGCUUGAUUAUGCAACAGGUUAGGGCAAAAGACCAGGAGGGCAAAUGGGUUUCAGAGAAAGGAAGAAGAAGAGCUUUUGGGAAAACAUGCUAUGAUAUUUACGAGAAUGCACAAAAUCCUCUUGGGCUAAGAGCUCACCUGGCUUGGGCAUCAUUCUGCCUGGACCUUGGUUAGUGUACCCCAAUCCUGCCGGGGAAAUUGAGGUGUGGGUGACAUCUUGAUUUCAGUCGACGCCACCUCUUUCUUCUGUGGGUGCCACUUUCUAGAGAUGAAAACUGUGACUUUAAACAAACAAACUAACAAACAAACAAACAAAAGCAAAAGCUUCUGAGCUGCCUAUAGUCCUUCUGGGUUGGAAAAAAAAAAACCAGUCUAAAUGGCUAAGCCAACCGAAGAAAAAGCAAAGCAUCAUUAGGCCCAGAAGUUAUGGAACUUGGAAGCAGGGUUUUGGCCAAAAUUCUGAGACCCUAAAUCAUUUUACCUUCCUCUAAAUUACCCAACAUAUAGUGAACAACAUCUGUGCAGAAAUAUGUAUGUAUUUAGUUCAGGUUGAAUUGUGUCCUUAUAAACUCUUACUCAAAUGAUUUCCAUUUUUUCGUGAGUGUCUCAGAUUUUUUUGGUUUGUUUGUUUACUAGCUACAAGCAUGGCUGCCUGUGGUCUUAAGGUGUUGCAUAAUGAUACCUGUGUUGCGCUUCCUGUUUUAACCUACCUCGUUUUGUUUGUUUUUAUUUUGCUGUUCAUCACAGCAGUGUUAUCUCCAGGAGACAUAUAGAGAGCUCAAUUGGCAAUCUCAGGUGUAUUUAAUAAUUUUAAAAAACAAAACAGUAGUUGAUCAAAUUUGUAUCUUUGACUAACGGGGGGAAAAAUCAACAGGGUUCGUUCCCAAGAUAUCCUAACAGUUACAGUAAUGGAUUGCUGAAUCUAUUAUUCUAAUGAUUUUGUCUAAAAUAAACGAGUGGGCUGGAUGAGCUGUUAAUGAGAACAAAAUACAAAUUAGAAACCCAGUGGCAGGGCAAGAUGCCGAUUGGAGAAGAGAGGAAGUGGGGAACGGGAGGGAGAAAAUUCACGUUCCAUUCGGAAAUCAUUCUUAAGGGCUGCGGCUGCUAAAUCUUAACUGACUUUUUAUUUGGAGCACGUAACUGAAAGGAAUUGAAGCAAGGACCCUCUCUGAACAAUCAUGGAGGUGUCCCCCUUUGGGGUUUCCAAAAUCAGGCCAUUCUCCAGGGCUCGUUGGUACGGCUCACACCAGUCCAGUGCAUCAAAUUCAGCAAUAACUUUUCUGAUUGAACUUGGCAACUACUCUAACUGUUAGAUGUGACAUGAAGAAGGAACCGUGAUCUUAGUCUCCACACUGACUAGGAUUGCCACCAGCUCUUUAUAUUGCUGCUGUGUAUUUUAAAUCAGAGGCUUCUUGAAUUAUGUUGCAAAUGGAUAUAUAUUUUUUUUCCUACGCGACAAGUUCGGAACUCACAGCUUUAAAUGAUUUUUUUAUUGUGGGUCUUUGGGUACAGUUAAGAAAUAAAAGGGAAUCAUUGUGUUUAAACAUAAGGUAGUUUGUGAAUGUAUUUUUUAAAACCUAGAUUCAUUGAAACAGAACCAUCAGAAAAUUAUUAAUGCAAUCUUGUUUACAGUAUGUACAUGAACAUAACAUAGGACAUGAGCAUUUCUGGUGCCAACAAUAAAACACACAAGUUCAACAUCGA
This is a messenger RNA of Gracilinanus agilis (Agile Gracile Mouse Opossum), 6816 nucleotides long. It is a transcript of the gene TNIK, whose product is annotated as TRAF2 and NCK interacting kinase. The record is from RefSeq and is a predicted model, not a curated record. Gene Ontology annotation, molecular function: protein kinase activity; ATP binding. NCBI's taxonomy places the organism in Eukaryota, Metazoa, Chordata, Mammalia, Didelphimorphia, Didelphidae. Gene Ontology annotation, biological process: protein phosphorylation. The transcript has 32 exons. Bases 1 to 4239 code for a protein of 1412 amino acids.